Odocoileus virginianus texanus is the source of this 7162-nucleotide messenger RNA. RefSeq names its product shroom family member 4 (gene SHROOM4). The record is from RefSeq and is a predicted model, not a curated record. Lineage: Eukaryota; Metazoa; Chordata; Mammalia; Artiodactyla; Cervidae. Gene Ontology annotation, cellular component: cortical actin cytoskeleton; apical junction complex; adherens junction. Gene Ontology annotation, biological process: actin filament organization. Gene Ontology annotation, molecular function: actin filament binding.
UUUGUGCUGCUGGAACUGCCUUUCAUCCUUCCCUUUGCCACCAGGGUGCUGGCUACUUUCUGGAGCAGCGUCUUCACUCCUAUCCAGCUCUUGACACUGGCCCUCAUUCCCUAAGGUGGUGGCCUCCUCUAGGCCCAACCAGGCUGAUGGCCAUACCUUGCCUUCGGUGCUAUUGCUUUCUGUUCUUGGAAUUGGGACCUGACUGUGCCUGAGCCCCUUGGGCUGAUGGCCCCUUCUCUCACAAGGUUUUAAAGGAAGGCAAAUGAGUCUCAGCUAAGGGAGGAUCCAGCCUGCAGAAAGAAACCCCAGGGGCUGGCUGGAGGGGUUGUUGAGGACCGUCUGAGCUGGCUGGAUACCUAGCCCUCUCCUAAAUUAUCUCCCCAUCCUGGGCAACUUCCAUGGAGAAACGCCCCUGUCAGUAGGCCGCACUCAUGGCAUGUGGCCAAGCUGCUGGAGGGAUGCCCUGAAGCGGCUACCACCAUGCAUUUCCCUUCUGAAGCCUUCAGCUUGUCCUGGCAUUCCGGCUGCAACACGAGUGACGUGUGUGUGCAGUGGUGUCCACUCUCCCGGCACUGCAGCACUGAGAAAAGCAGCUCCAUUGGCAGUAUGGAGAGCCUGGAGCAACCAGGCCAAGCCACCUAUGAGGGCCAUCUCUUGCCCAUUGACCAGAGCACAUACCCCAACCAGCGUGACUCAGCCUAUAGCUCCUUCUCAGCCAGCUCGAAUGCCUCUGACUGUGCCCUUUCCCUCAGGCCAGAAGAGCCAGCCUCUGUGGACUGUAUCAUGCAAGGCCCAGGGCCAACUAAAGCCCCUAAUGGUCGCCCUAAUGUGGUCGAGACCUCAGGAGGUGGCUGGCGCACCAGUGGGGGUCACCUGACUCCUAGCUCCCAGAUGUCAUCUUGUCCUCAAGAGGUCUCCCACUCAGAGCCUGCCAAGGCUGUCAGGGGUCCCCCUCAACCUCCAGUGAGGCGAGACAGUCUUCAGGCCUCCAGAGCCCAACUCUUCAAUGGAGAGCAGUGCAGGGCUUCUGAGCUUAUAGAUUCCUUGCAACAGAAGGAGAAACCUAGCUUGGACACCGUGCUAUCCCCAAGGAACCCUAAUAGGUUCUGCUGCCUCAGCGGGCAAGACCAAGUGACAAAUGAGAGCCAUCAGAACUGUGAGCUCAGCCAACCUCCUGAAUCUAGCCAGAAGGGCUCUGAGCAUCUACUGAUGGAGGCCUCAGCCAAAGCUGUUGGAGUCCCAAAAGCAUAUGACAAAACUUCCAGCAUAGGUUCCAGCCCACUCAACCAGGCUUCAGCAGAGCUAGCUAAGACUUCUUCUUUUGGCAGCUCUCCACACCUCACAGGACCCACAGGGCAUCGCCAUAGUGCCCCUGAACAGCUGCUGGUGUCCCACUUGCAGCGUGUGCACCUCGAUACUAGGGACAGCAAAGGGACAGAGCUCCAAGCUGGGCAGGAUGGGCAGGAGUGGACUCUAUCACCUUUGCACAUGCACAGUAGCCACACAAGCAAGAAAAGCCCAUGUGCCCCUGCAGGAGGAACCCAGGACCAGCUGAGCAAAGAGAGAAAGACCAAGCCAGUGGAUGAUAGACCUCUGGGUUCAGGUCAUCAGAGUCCAAGCAGUUCUCCACAUGGAGAGGCUGAUGGACACCAUCCAGAAAGAGGUUUCCAGGAUCCAAACAGAGCAAGCAGAGCUGACAGUGAGCUGGUCAGCCAGCAGUCCUCUGGCUCCCUUGCUCAACAAACCAGGGACUGUUCUUCAACCCCUAAAGUAGCUGGCAGCACAGAGGCAACUGAAGAAGGGGACAGUGAGCCCAAGGAGUGUGGCCGGGUGGGCAGUAGGCGAAAUGGAGGGUACCGGGGCCGCUCGAUCCAAAACCGGCGGAAGAGUGAACGUUUUGCUACCAAUCUACGUAAUGAAAUUCAGAGGAGGAAAGCCCAGCUCCAGAAAGGCAAGAGUCCCUUGUCACAGCUGUGUUACACCAAGGAGCCAGUGGAAGAGACUGAGGAGACCCUAGAAAGUCCUCCACUUCCUUCUUCUAACUCAGCUCUUCUAUCUUCAUAUAAAAAACCACCAAGCCCCAGAGACAAGCUCUUCAACAAGAGCAUGAUACUCAGAGCUAGGUCUUCAGAGUGCCUCAGUCAAGCCCCUGAGGGUCAAGAAUCUAGGAUUGGCUUGGAGGGACAAGUGAGUCCUGGCCAGAGAUCUGGCCAGUCCUCUUUGAACCCGAACACCUGGUGGAAAGCAUCUGACCCAUCCUCGUCAGACUCUGAAAAAACAAACGUUCACCAUGGAGUCUGUGGAGGUCACUGGAGGUGGUCACCAGAGCACAACCUGCAGCCACAUGUGGCACUAGCCAUGGAAGGCCCUUCCAACUCAGGUGACAAGGAAUUGAAAGUGCCUACUGUCCAAGCUGGGGAGGAAGCCAUCCUCUUGCCCUUUGCAGACAGACGAAAGUUCUUUGAAGAGAGUAGCAAAUCCUUAUCUACAUCUCAUUUGCCAGGUUUAACCACUCAUAACAAGACUUUUACCCAGAGACCAAAACCUAUUGACCAAAAUUUUCGGCCAAUGAGUUCCAGCUAUAGAGAAUUGAGGCACCAUCCCAUGGACCAAUCAUAUCACUCCACAGACCAACCCUAUCAUGCCACAGACCAAUCAUAUCAUUCCAUAUCACCCCUUCAGUCAGAAACUCCCACUUACACAGAAUGUUUUGCAAGCAAAGGUCUAGAACAAUCCAUGUGCUGUAAGCCACUACACUGUGGUGAUUUUGAUUACCACAGGACGUGCUCUUACUCCUGUAAUGUCCAGGGAGCUGUAGUCCAUGACCCUUGCAUUUAUUGUUCUGGGGAAAUCUGUCCUGCUUUGCGAAAGAGAAAUAUGAUUCCAAACUGCUACAAUUGCCGGUGCCACCAUCACCAGUGCAUCCGGUGUUCAGCUUGCUGUCAUAAUCCCCAGCAUGGUACCCUCGAGGACAGCAGCUUGAAACCUGGCAACACUUGGAAACCCAGGAAGCCGACAGUGCAGGAAUUUCCUGGGGACAAAUGGAAACCAAUAACAGGAAACAGGAAGACCAGCCAGUCAGGGAGGGAAAUGGCUCAUUCCAAGGCUAGCUUUUCAUGGGCAACCCCAUUCCAUCCUUGCCUUGAGAACCCAGGACUGGACUUGUCAAGCUACCGAGCAGUCUCUUCUCUUGACCUCCUUGGAGACUUUAAGCACUCCUCCAAAAAAACAGAGGAAACCUCUGUUUAUGAAGAGGAGAGCUCCCUAGCCUCCAUGCCUCGCCCGCUGCGCAGCCGUGCCUUCUCAGAAAGCCACAUCACCCUGGAUCCUCAGAGCUCCCAGAUCUGGGAGCAGCAUAGGAAGGAGCUCUUCAACAAAGUUGAUGAGACCCAGCCAGAUGCUCUGGGUGCCAGGAAGAAGGCCUUUCCUCCUCCUCGCCCUCCUCCUCCCAACUGGGAGAAGUACAGGCUCUUCCGUGCAGCCCAGCAACAACAACAGCAGCAAAAGCAGCAGCAAGAGGAGGAAGAAGAGGAGGAGGAGGAAGAGGAAGAAGAGGAGGAGGAGAGGGUAGAGGAGGAGGAAGAAGAGGAGGAAGCGGGGGAGGAGGAGGAGCUGCCACCCCAGUAUUUCAGUUCAGAAACCACUGGUUCCGGUGCCUUCCAUCCUGAGGAGGUCCUGGAGCAGCCCCAGCUUCCGGCCUUUGGCCACCUGGAGGCCCCAAGGCAGGGCUCACAAAGCCUCCCAGCAGAGCCAGAAUCCUUUGCUCUGCGUUCCAGCGAUUUCCUGCCUCCAGUAAGGGGCCACUUGGGAUCUCAAGCUGAAAAGGCUCAACCCCCUUGUUAUUAUGGCAUUGGUGGGCUUUGGAGGACAUCAGAGCAGGAGACCACUGAUUCCAAACCAGAAGCUUUGAUGGCGGAAGAGUCCAAACCCAAACCAGCUUGGAGCCAGAGCUACUUCUUUCCUGAGGAGCAGUUCUCUUUCAUGGGCUGGGGCUCGGAUAAGCAGCACCUCAACCCUGCAGGCUUCAGUGAACCCAAGACAACAGGACAAGAUUUUCAGCACUUCUCACCUCCUCAGGGGGCCCCAGGGAUCCCUACCUCUUACUCAGCUUAUUACAAUAUUUCUGUGGCCAAAGCAGAGCUGUUGAACAAGUUGAAAGACCAACCUGAAAUGUUAGAAAUUGGCCUAGGAGAGGAGGAAAUUGACCACGAACUGGCUCAAAAAAAGGUACAGCUUAUUGAAAGCAUUGGCAGAAAACUUUCUGUCCUGCGGGAGGCCCAGCGAGGACUGCUGGAGGACAUUGCUGCCAAUUCUGCCCUUGGGGAGGAGGUGGAGGCCAACCUAAAAGCCCUCUGCAAAUCCAAUGAGUUUGAAAAAUACCGUUUGUUUAUCGGGGACCUGGACAAAGUAGUCAACCUGUUGCUGUCGCUCUCUGGUCGGCUGGCACGGGUGGAGAAUGCUCUCAACAGCAUCGAUUCAGAGGCCAACCAGGAGAAGUUGGUGCUGAUAGAGAAGAAGCAGCAGCUGACAGGGCAGUUGGCAGAUGCCAAGGAGCUGAAGGAGCAUGUGGACCGCCGGGAGAAGUUGGUGUUUGGCAUGGUCUCCCGUUACCUGCCUCAGGACCAGCUCCAAGAUUACCAGCACUUUGUGAAGAUGAAAUCUGCUCUCAUCAUUGAACAGCGAGAGCUGGAAGAGAAGAUCAAGCUCGGGGAAGAACAGCUCAAAUGUCUCAGGGAGAGCCUGCUCCUGGGGCCCAGUAAUUUCUAAUUUCCACCAGCAGACUGCCUACACCAUCCCUGCCCCACCACAGUGGGAAGUGCUUUCAGUCCUUGUUAGCAGUUAAUUAGCAAAGUAGAUAGCAGUUAGUUAGCAGUUUGUUCCAUAUUCUCUCACUGCCCCUUAACCUGGUGGUGUUCGCAACCAGCUAAGAAGGCCUGGGGAGGUCCCAAGCUUCUACCUGAGAGAGAGCAGAAGCAAGAAGUAGGAGUUGAAGCAAAGUGUGAUCAUAUAACCACACUGCUUCUCAGGUUGCAUGGCCAAGUACUCACCCCACAACAGAAGCAACAAAGUGCCUUCAUUCUUCUUUGUACUAGGACACCAGGAGCAUCCUGCACUCACCACCCACCCAGACUUUGAAGUCUCAGAGAGCAGUUGCCCAUGCAGCUCCACUCUGUCCCAAGGCUUGUGGCCUAGACAUUUCCCAGGAAGAUCUGACUAUCUUGAGGACUUUACCUACCACCAGCUUCAGGGUCUCACCGCAACUUUGCAGUAGAAAGCACAGACGAAUAGAUGACAUUUAACAGACUGUGAGCAAAGGUUGAGAAUCCCCAGGUACCCUGCUAGAAGGAGCUAUGCUUAAAGAAGCUGGCUCUACUCCCACCUUCCGCAGCAUCUAACUGAGGGAUAGGAGGCCUAUUUUUAGCCCUGGCUAGUGUGGCCCUCCCCUUGUACUAAGGCUUUGACUUACCACUUCAGGUUUCAUCUUGCCUUUUCAUUACUGGGGGUUCCAAGUGCCUAUCCUAAAGGCUUCACACUAUGGGGAAUAGCUCUACUAAAGCUGACUUCUCGAUACAUGUUUUAUUAUUGGAGGAGAGGGGAUUGUUAUAUUUUAAAUGGCCUUUCGAUUUUAUUUAUUUUUAUGUCUUUAUUAUUUUUUUUUUCUUUUUUAAACUAAUAAGGUAAGAGGGGAGUUAGAGAGUGGGAAGUUAGCUGAGAAAGAAAGUGUUUUCUGCAGAUCAGCCUGAAUCCACCAUCGCUAAGGUAAGUGGGCACCAAGGCCUUGAAUUCUUCCCACCAUAGCUGACAAGAGUCUGAGGGAGGAGUUCUCACUUCCAACUCAGAGCUGUGGCCUGAUCCUAUACUUCCCUUGAAGUCUGGAUGACCAUGAGCUUAGAGUUCCCCAAUAGGCUUCAAUUUUUUCUUGCUUACUUUUUCUUGAAACCAAAGAAAGGGACAAAGGUUCACUCAUUUCUCUACCAUUUCCAAGCUAAGGAAGGCGUAGAGGUGAGCUCAGGAAGAGCUCCUCUAUCUAAUUGUUUUCUUAGCCUGUGGCCUGGCUCAAGGAAGCGAAAUUCAUUGAUAGCUGGAAGCUCCAGCCAGGGUCAGCCCCUCAGAACAAGUUAUAAUCCAGGGUCUUAGGCACACAAAUAAUGAAUGCUGCUCCUAUGGUGAAGGUCCUAUCACCAGUAGCCAGUUUCUGUCCUGGAAAAGCCCCCAGGUGACUGAUGGCAGGAAAGGAAUUGUGGCCAAACUCUGCCCUGUUAUCCAGCUCAGCUCCCUGUUCCUUGUUAACUGGGGCCCAUGCUUGAUAUUGUACAAUGCUGCUCAGACAGCGCAGGCAUCGCUUCUAGUUACUGCUGAAUUCCUCCGGGUCCUUGGAGGUUAACUGUAGCAGCAGAGGUGCCUCAUUCAACCAAAGAAUUUGCCAAGGAACUCUGCUGCUGCUACAAAUACUGGUUGCUAGCUUCUGUUUCCUCUUCAUUGUAUUUGGAAACAAUGGAAGAAUCCUUGCCAGCAGGGUGUCCUGGGGGAGGGGAGGGCCCUGAAGUACACUGUUGCUGUCAGAACCACUGUUAAAAUAUCAACCUGCCAUUCUCCCAUCAAGUGGAGGAUUAUACUUUAUUCAGGAUGGCUGAUGGCUUAUGAAAAGGCUAGGUUUAUCUAAGCCAAGGUUGAGGAAUAUGGGGGAGUACUUCGAGUAGAGGCUGUGAUUGCCAUCUUUUUUCUUUUUAACAGGCUCUUAGACAAAGAGUGAGCAGGCUGAGAUGUCCUUCAACUGGGGCAAUAAGCCAAUGUAGCCCAUCAUUCUAAGAUUUUCUUUUUUUAGCCAGAACAACUUUUUGGGAAUAGAGCCCAGGGAAAAAAGUGGCCGCUUACAUGGACACCAUGACCAUAGUCUGGGCUUUUGUAGUCCACAUUAGAAUGCUGUGUGCUGUGCCUAGUUGUGUCUGAAUCUUUGCGACCCCACGGACUGUAACCCACCAGGCUCCUCUGUCUCUGGGAUUUCCCAGGCAAGAAUACUGGAGUAGGUUGCCAUUUCCUUCUCCACAGCAUCAGAAUGAUUGUACCUUAAGUGUACCAGACUGAAAUGGUGUUGGAGAAGACUCUUGAGAGUCCCUUGGAGUGCAAGGAGAUCCAACCAGUCCAUCCUAAAGGAAAUCAG